Messenger RNA from Sturnus vulgaris (Common starling), 1135 nucleotides. Lineage: Eukaryota; Metazoa; Chordata; Aves; Passeriformes; Sturnidae. The record is from RefSeq and is a predicted model, not a curated record.
AUGUCCCUGGGCAGUGACAGUGGCACUGCCAUCGUGCACAGCCUGCUGUGCCACCGGCAGGGAGGGGACAGCGAGGCUUUCGCCCGCCGCGCCAUCCAGAGCCUGCUCAGGAAACUCAAGGAGAAGAGGGACGAGCUGGACGCGCUGGUGGCCGCUGUCACCUCCGGAGGAGCCCAGCCCGGCCAGUGUGUCACCGUCCAGCGCACCUUGGACGGGCGGCUCCAGGUGGCGGGCAGGAAGGGGUUCCCCCACGUCAUCUACGCGCGGCUCUGGCGCUGGCCCGACCUGCACAAGAACGAGCUGAAAUCCGUGAAAUUCUGCCGAUUCGCCUUCGACCUCAAGUGCGACAGCGUUUGUGUCAACCCCUACCACUACGAGCGCGUGGGGACCCCCGGUGGCGGUCUGAGCAUCCAGAGCCCAGUGCCCCCCCCGCGCCCGGUGAAGGAGGAGUUUGUCCGUGCCUGUGUGCAGAUGGAGCCGCCGGCCCGUCGGGAAUUUGGGGUCGAGACCCCCGCCCAGCUCCCCCCUGAGCCCCCCCGUGUGCCCCGGAUCUACCCCGCGCUCCCCAUGGCGCUGCACAUCGGCAAGGGGGUGCAGCUGGAGCGGCGAGGAGAGGGGGACGUGUGGAUGCGCUGCCGGAGCCAGCACGCCGUGUUCGUGCAGAGCUUUUACCUGGACAGGGAGGCGGGCAGAGCCCCCGGUGACGCCGUGCACAAGGUGUACCCCGGGGCACACGUCAAGGUGUUUGACCUGCGCCAGUGCCACCGGCAGAUGCAGCAGCAGGCGGCCACUGCCCAGGCUGCGGCCACUGCCCAGGCUGCCGCGGUGGCCGGCAGCAUCCCCGGGCCCGGCUCGGUGGGUGGCAUCGCCCCGGCCAUCGGGCUGUCGGUGGCCGCGGGGCUCGGUGUGGAUGACCUGCGGCGCCUGUGCCUCGUUAGGCUGAGCUUUGUUAAGGGCUGGGGACCCGACUACCCCCGGGCCAGCAUCACCUGCACGCCCUGCUGGAUCGAGGUGCACCUGCACCGCGCCCUGCAGCUGCUCGACCACGUCCUGCACGCCCUGCCCGACGCCCACGCCUGACUCCUGGAAGGAGCAGCCAGAAAAGAGGAAAAAAAAAAUGAAGCAAAAUGACCAA